Prunus avium (sweet cherry) is the source of this 2129-nucleotide messenger RNA. RefSeq lists its product as uncharacterized. The record is from RefSeq and is a predicted model, not a curated record. Gene Ontology annotation, biological process: protein phosphorylation. Gene Ontology annotation, molecular function: ATP binding; protein serine/threonine kinase activity. NCBI's taxonomy places the organism in Eukaryota, Viridiplantae, Streptophyta, Magnoliopsida, Rosales, Rosaceae.
CUAAGGUUCUCUUUCAUCAUCUACUGCUCGUCGUUGCAAUAAAACCGAGCUCCAGAGUGGGUCUCUAGAGAGAGAGAAAACUGAUACUCUCUAGAGAGAGAAAGAGACGAUACAUAGACUGUAAUGGAGGAUCGAGAGGAGCAGGAAGAGGAGGUCUUGGGGUCGAGCUUGACGAUGGAGAAGGUGGCAGCAGCCAAACAGUUCAUAGAGAACCACUACAGAGCUCAGAUGAAGAACAUUCAAGAACGAAAAGAGAGACGAUGGGUGUUGGAAAGGAAAUUAGCUUCCUCAGAUGUGCCAAAGGAGGUACAAGUCAACCUGAUCAAAGACUUAGAGCGAAAGGAAACAGAAUUCAUGCGACUUAAAAGGCACAAGAUUUGUGUUGAUGAUUUUGAGCCUUUGACCAUCAUUGGUAGGGGAGCCUUUGGUGAGGUUCGAUUGUGUCGAGAGAAAAAAUCUGGCAAUAUCUAUGCCAUGAAAAAGUUGAAGAAAUCUGAAAUGCUUAAGAGAGGACAGGUGGAACAUGUUAGAGCUGAAAGAAACUUGCUGGCAGAAGUUGCCAGCCAUUGCAUAGUUAAACUUUACUACUCCUUUCAGGAUGCUGAGUACUUAUAUUUAAUAAUGGAAUAUCUGCCCGGUGGUGACAUGAUGACUUUGCUGAUGAGGGAAGACACCUUAACUGAAAGUGUGGCUAAAUUUUACAUUGCACAGAGUGUACUGGCCAUUGAAUCUAUCCAGAAACACAACUAUGUACACAGAGACAUUAAACCAGACAACCUUCUUCUGGAUAAAAAUGGUCACAUGAAACUCUCAGAUUUUGGCCUCUGUAAGCCUCUUGAUUGUACAACUUUACCUGCACUGCAUGAAAAUAGAACUUUGGAUGAUGAAAAUUUGACAGAACCAAUGGAUAUCGACGUAUGCGUUCCUGAUGCGGAUAAUAGGAGUAGUUGGAAAAGCCCCCGUGAACAGCUGCAGCAUUGGCAGAUGAACAGGAGGAAGUUGGCAUUUUCAACUGUGGGGACCCCCGACUAUAUUGCACCUGAAGUGCUAUUGAAGAAAGGAUAUGGAAUGGAAUGCGACUGGUGGUCAUUGGGAGCAAUAAUGUAUGAAAUGCUUGUUGGUUACCCUCCAUUUUAUUCAGAUGAUCCAAUAACUACAUGCAGAAAGAUUGUUCAUUGGAGAAACCACUUAAAAUUUCCAGAAGAUGCAAGGUUGACAGCUGAGGCUAAGGAUCUUAUUUGCAAGUUGCUAUGUGAUGUUGAAUAUAGGCUAGGUACUGGUGGCGCACAUCAAAUCAAAUCUCAUCCUUGGUUCAAGAACAUUGUGUGGGACAAACUCUAUGAAAUGGAGGCAGCAUUCAAACCAGAAGUGAAUGGGGAACUUGAUACCCAGAACUUUAUGAAGUUUGACGAGUUGGAGCCUCCAGUGUCAUCAAGAACUGGCUCAGGACCCUCACGAAAGUUGCAAUUGACUCCCAAAGAUCUAAGCUUUGUUGGCUAUACAUACAAGAACUUUGAUGCUGUAAAAGGGCUUCGCCAAGUUUUUGGUGAUUCAAGAGUAGAUUUUACUAGUGAACGGGCAGCCAAGGAAGCAGAGUUACAUAUGCUUGCAUCAUCUGGUGAUCCCAUGUUACCAUAACACCGAAUCCCGGGGGACGAAAAAUGGCAAGCCGACUGCGCAGACAUAUGCUCAUAUGCUUAAUUUGGGUUCGUAAUUUAAAAAGAAGGAAAGAAACUCGGCAUAUCUUCCGAAUUGGCUGCCAUACAGCUUGCCAUAUUACCAUUUUAGUGUACAGCAGCUAUUGAAAAGCUCUAUAAAGGCCCAGAAAAGGGCAAGUGUUGUCAUCCUUGCCUUCUUCAGUAAGGUUUUGUGAGUUAGUAGAAGUUAGAAUGUAGUCUGACUGAGAAUUCUGGAACUGGUGUCCUGGCUGCCCAGGUUGGCAAUGUUAUCAUCCUUGCCUUCUCUAGCGGCAGUUUCCGGCCAAAUCAUAAUUCAACUUAGCCAAUUACCAAGAAACUCGGUAGUAGCCAUUUUAGAGAGAAUUUUCUCUGUUGUGUUGUGUAAUCUUUUAAGGGAUGAACUUGAAUUACACCUCUUAUUCUGUGUCCAAAAUGGAAUAUUACAAAUUA